This is a messenger RNA of Sphenostylis stenocarpa, 1023 nucleotides long. NCBI's taxonomy places the organism in Eukaryota, Viridiplantae, Streptophyta, Magnoliopsida, Fabales, Fabaceae. The record is from the annotation of a GenBank genome assembly.
AUGGCUGAAUCCGUUUCAGUGGACAUGGAGAUGAUCUUUUUUGGCGGAAAGGAAUAUCAUAUCCGAACUGGCUGUGGUUCUGUUUCUGUUAUAGUAUGCGGGGAUCAAAACAAACCAGCUUUAAUCACAUAUCCAGAUGUAGCACUAAAUUAUAUGUCAUGUUUCCAAGGAUUAUUUUUUUGUCCAGAGGCAGCUUCUUUGCUUCUUCACAACUUCUGCAUAUAUCAUAUUAGUCCUCCUGGGCAUGAGUUGGGAGCUCCUGCAGUUUGUCCCGACGAUCCAAUCCCUUCUGCUGAAGACUUAGUAGAUCAAAUAAUUGAGGUUCUCAACUAUUUUCGGCUUGGUGCAGUGAUGUGUAUGGGAGCAUCAGCUGGUGCUUAUAUCCUUUCGCUAUUUGCUACAAAAUAUAGGGAGCGUGUUGUUGGUUUAAUACUUGUAUCUCCCUUAUGCAAAGCUCCUUCUUGGACAGAAUGGUUUUAUAACAAGGUGAUGUGUAAUUUGCUGUAUUUCUAUGGUGUUUGUGGCGUGUUAAAAGAGUGUUUACUCCAGCGAUACUUCAGUAAGGAAGUUCGUGGUGAUGCUGAAUUUCCAGAAUCAGAGAUAGUUCAAGCUUGCAGAAAACUACUAGAUGAGAGAAAGAGCAUCAAUAUAUUUCGGUUUCUUCAGGCCAUCAAUGAGAGACCUGAUAUAACAGAAGGAUUGAAGCGAUUGAAAUGUCGUACACUUAUUUUUGUUGGUGACAGCUCUCCUUUCCAUUCAGAGGCUCUUCAUAUGACUUCAAACCUUGAUAGGAGAUACACUGCCUUGGUCGAGGUUCAGGGUUGUGGAUCAAUGGUUGCAGAGGAACAGCCACAUGCAAUGCUGGUCCCUAUGGAGUACUUUCUGAUGGGCUAUGGGUUGUAUAGGCCAUACCAUUUCAGUGAAAGCCCAAGGAGCCCGCUAAGUCCAUCUUGCAUCUCUCCUGAGCUUCUUUCCCCGGAGAGCAUGGGAUUGAAGCUAAAGCCUAUAAAGACACGUGUUUAA